This is a messenger RNA of Scaptodrosophila lebanonensis, 2472 nucleotides long. RefSeq names its product protein spaetzle 4 (gene spz4). The record is from RefSeq and is a predicted model, not a curated record. Lineage: Eukaryota; Metazoa; Arthropoda; Insecta; Diptera; Drosophilidae. The transcript is spliced from 3 exons. Gene Ontology annotation, molecular function: Toll binding; growth factor activity. Gene Ontology annotation, biological process: innate immune response; regulation of Toll signaling pathway; central nervous system formation. Bases 17 to 1597 code for a protein of 526 amino acids. Gene Ontology annotation, cellular component: extracellular region.
ACAAAAGUGUAUAAUUAUGGAAUUGCAAAUCAUCAAAAUAAUCACAGCCAAAGCUCUUUUGUUACUCUUGAUCACUGCAACGGCAUGGUCUGUGUCCACUGCCAGUUUUGGCUUCGAUUCGGCCAACUCUUGCAGUCCGAAUGGGAAAUUGUUACGUCGUGGACGCUCCCAGAUGCUCGCAGCUAUACCUUGCGACCUAUCGAAACAAGAAUAUUGCCAUUUGCCCGGAUCCGCUUAUCCUUGGCAUGCGGUGCGUCGAUUUGUUCACGAGAAUCAAGGCUUAAUAAAACGAAUGUAUGGCGACGUCCGCCAUAUAUCAAUACUGCGCGACGAGAUCCAAAAUAAUGAGGUCGACGUGGAUGACAUACAGGAAGCAGCUGAACGCUACCUAAAGGAUAGCAAGCGUGCAGGCAAGUUGAUGAUGCGCGGACGGGAAGACUUUGGCAGCUACAAGGCCGGCAAUGAUGUAAUCAUGGAACCCCACUUUCGCCCGGUAACAACGAUAUCGACGCCGCCAACAACCACGAAGCAGAAACCCACAAUUACGACAACGCCCAGCCCUGUGACAACACCAGCAUCAGCUCUUGCUGCAGUAGAACUGGAUCGUCCCAAUGUGGAGUCAAACAGCGUUUAUGAGCAACAGCCCGCCUCAGAUUCGCCCACAUCCGGCGACAAUAUACAAAUCAUCGCUUCUCCUAAACUCGGUCUACACAAUAUCAGCAGCAAUGGAUCGGAAAAUCGACCUUCAAAUACCAGCGAUCCUACGCCCAAUGACAAGCCAACAGUAUCUACGGAAACAACUCCUUCUGUGGCAUCCACACCAGAGAAACUCAACAGGAUAUCUGAAGCACAGGCUGCUAAUAUCACAACCACAACCCCCCCUGCGCACAUACGGAUUCUCCCUACAGGCGCAAACGCCACUAAUACCGCCACCACAGUUAGCACACCUAUUACGUUCGCAACUCUGCUCUCCGGCAGCUCUACGGCUGUGCGAAAACCCGUCUCCAGCACAGCGUUGCCUGCUGGUAGUGCUAGCUCUGCAAGACCCGUGCUACGCGAGGGCCAACUCUUCCAGGAUGCAAUGAAAAAGGAGCCUGUGGUGGUCAACAGCAGUAUGCGAGGAGUCAAUGCCUGUCCCGUAAAAGACGAGGUGGUGGCACCCUUCUGGGCCAAUAAUACUCGUGGCGAGAUGCUGGCGCUUCUCAAUCUGUAUCCCUUCGAGCAGUAUGUCCAUUGGGAGAAGUGCACGCACGAGUUCAAACAGAUGUUCUGCGCCUCAGGCUGCCGCUGCGAGCAACAAUAUCGACUUCAUCGCCUGCUCGCCUAUGAUCCGCACAAUGAGUGUCGCGGCAUCUUCUCCGACUGGUUCCGCUUCCCCUCCAGCUGCAUUUGCAAGUGCUAUAAUAUUCCUCACGAAUUUCGGGUCACUUCGCGCAGCCCCCGAUCCGAGAGUAGCGUCGAGAAGCAACCUAUCACAUCUCAUCCAUCGCCCCAUCCCAUAGAUGUCGCCGAGGCAGAGGUCCAACGCGCCAUUUACGAACACGCCACCGAGCAAUGGUAUCGACCCCGAGACGAUGUAGAACCUUUUGAGGGUUAGCUUCAAAAUGUUUGUUCUUAGAGAUCGUACAUUGUUUGUGGGCCAAAACAUCCGGACUUGUAAGCUAGCAAAUAGAUAUUUACGAAUGCAAACGAACACAAGAGCGGCAACAAUAGUUCUCGAAACAAUCUUACUAACUGAAGAAAAACAUUGGAAGCAGAAAGAAACCAACUUUCUAAUAUCAAAGUUUUUAAAAAAUAUUGAAAUCGAUGAGUAGCAUUCAAUUAUUUUUUACAAUUCCUAUAUUUAACAUCCAAGACAAGGGGAUCGAUUUCACAAUGUUAACAAAGCCGUCUUUUUGUUUCAGUCACUUUGAAAACUUGUGCUUAGAUUUUGCAACGAGGCUUUAUACUAUAUUGUUUUACCAAGACAGGUCAAAUAUACCAUUCCUGGUAAUACCUAAGAGAUGUGAACAAAAUUACCUUGAAUGUCAUUAGUUGUGGAAUCCAAUUUAGUUCAUGCAGAACUUGGGAUGGCUAAGCAUUAACACAAUUUCAACUUCGAGCAACAUUUCUGUUAAAUAAUAGCAUUUAUAGUAAAUGAAAAGUUAGGGUUAAAUAUUUCGUCCUGCGAUAAAUAUAUAAGUUUAAGACGUUUCUCAAAGUGAGAUGCAUCAUGUCCUUUAAAUCCAUAAGGUUCGUGUACUUAACUGCGUCAUUAUGUUAUUGUAAAUAUAGAGCGCAACAUAAUGUUUUCUCGAAUCAACUUGACAGAGCACAUGUACCUUGAAAUACUUGUAAGGCAAUGGAACUGGACAGCCAGGUAAACUACGUUUAUGAGUAUACAUACACUAUAAGAUAUAACAUAGAGGCCAUAACAUUGUAAAUAAAAAAACCAAAUUUUGUUUUCGAAAAACCCGAUUUAUUGCAAAAAUA